Messenger RNA from Monodelphis domestica (gray short-tailed opossum), 1956 nucleotides. RefSeq names its product MHC class I antigen (gene MODO-UC). The record is from RefSeq and is a predicted model, not a curated record. Lineage: Eukaryota; Metazoa; Chordata; Mammalia; Didelphimorphia; Didelphidae. Gene Ontology annotation, biological process: antigen processing and presentation of endogenous peptide antigen via MHC class I via ER pathway, TAP-independent; positive regulation of T cell mediated cytotoxicity; immune response. Gene Ontology annotation, molecular function: signaling receptor binding; peptide antigen binding. Gene Ontology annotation, cellular component: external side of plasma membrane.
UUCUGCCCAUCAACCGAUUAUGUUUUUGGUAUUCCAUCUACUAUUGGAUCUGAGAAUCCGAGUCGAGCCAAUCAGAAGUUAAGGAUUCGUCGGAUCGUUGUUUGGGCCUCCGCUUCCCGGGACCAUGGAGCUCUCUCUGCAGUUGCUGUUUGUGCUGGGGGUUGUGGCCCUGACGCAGACCCGGGCAGGCUCGCACUCCAUGAGGUAUUUCCACACUGCCAUGUCCCGGCCUGAGCUCGGGGACUCCCAGUUCAUCACGGUGGGCUACGUGGACGAUCAGCAGUUCGUGCGCUUCGACAGCAGCAGCAGCGAGAGUCAGAGGAUGGAGCCGCGGGCGGCCUGGAUGGACAAGAUGGACGAGGAGGAACCGAACUACUGGGAGGAGCAGACGCAGAUCUACAGGAAGAACGCGCAGAUUUACCGAAGGAACCUGGAGACCCUGCGCGGAUACUACAACCAGAGCCAGGGCGGGCUUCACACCAUCCAGAGAAUGAUUGGCUGCGAGGUUUCCCCGGAGGGCAGCUUCAGGAAGGGGUUUUACCAGUUUGCCUACGAUGGACACGACUACAUCGCCCUGCAUACGGAGACCCUCUCCUGGACAGCAGCAGACACUGGAGCCGAGAACACCAAGCGCAAGUGGGAGCCUGAGAAGAGCAUCGCAGAGAGCUAUAAAGCCUAUCUGGAGAAGGAGUGCACGCACUGGCUGAAGAAGUACCUGGAGAUGGGGAAGGAUGUUCUGCUGAGGACAGACCCCCCUUCUGCCAGAGUGACCCGGCACAGCGGCCCCGACGGGGAGGUGAGCCUGCGGUGCCGGGCCCACGGCUUCUACCCUGCGGAGAUCUCCCUGAUGUGGCUGCGGGAUGGCGAGGAGCAGCUCCAGGACACGGAGUUCAUUGAGACCAGGCCGGGGGGAGAUGGCACCUUCCAGAAGUGGGCCGCUGUGGCCAUGGCCCCGGGCCAGGAAGACAGAUACAGCUGCCGAGUCCAGCACGAGGCCCUGGCCCAGCCCCUCAGUCUGAGAUGGGAGCCUGAGGCCUCCUCCUUGUGGGUCAUUGUGGGGGUCACUGCGGGGGUCCUCGUCCUGGUCACUGCAGUGGUGGCUGGAGCUGUGAUCCUGAGGAGAAGGAAUUAAGGUGGAAAAGGAGGAGCCUAUGUUCCAGCUGCAGACAAGGACAGUGCCCAGGGCUCAGACGUGUCUCUCACAGCCACAGCUUGAGAGAAUCUCCUUGUGCAGAGCUGAGGAAAAAUCCUGGUUAUAUUGAAGGCUGCAUUUCCUGUCUUGUUCCUGUUGACCUCUGACCUCUCCUCCUCAUCAUUGGCCCCUGGGAUCAUUACUGUACUGGACUGAUCCAAACCCAGGGAGAAUCAUUCAUGUCCUCAUCCUGUUAUCUAAGAUUCCAUCCCCCCCGCCCCCCUGCCUUCUCUCUGCUUAUCUCCCUUUGCAGGGAAACAACCAGCACUGGGCGCCAGAAAUGAGCGUCCUUCUCUGGCCUCAGACACUCCUCAGCUGUGUGACCCUGGGCAAGUCACUUGAUCCCCAUGGUCUAGCCAUUACCACUCUUCUGCCUUGGAGCAGAUACACAGUAAUGACUCCCUGAUGGAAGGUGAGGGUUUUUAAAAAAAAGAAAAGAAAAAAGAAAUGAGCGUCCUUUGGAUGAUGCUCUGAACUUUGUGACUUGUACUUUUGUAAAAAGAACUGAAUCAUGAGGUUUUUAUUAUUAUUUAUUCAUAACUACAGUUCAUUAAUAUUAAUUUUUUGAAUUACUUUAUUUCUCAAUUCUUCAUCUUUCCCCCCAUAAUCUCCAGUGAAUUUUUUGAGGAUACACUAAGUCCUUUGUGCUGCUUCUGUGAAUCAUUACCCCCAAUUCUUCAUGAGGAAAACUCUCCUCAUCCCUUAGUCUGUACCAAAAUCUCUCCUCACCAGAGCUGUGAUGAAAUAAACUUCUCCAUGCUUCA